This is a messenger RNA of Nipponia nippon (crested ibis), 6815 nucleotides long. The record is from RefSeq and is a predicted model, not a curated record. NCBI's taxonomy places the organism in Eukaryota, Metazoa, Chordata, Aves, Pelecaniformes, Threskiornithidae.
AUGCCUCUGGGAACGUUCCUCCUUCCUCUUCUCUGUUUCUUGGGAGCAGCAAUUCCACAGGGACUGCAGUAUGUCACGUUCUCGCGCAAUGCUACGAAAUUCCUUCACCUGUCUAUGGACUUGGAAUCCGAGACCAUUUACUUGGGAGCCACCAACUUUCUGUUUCAGCUGACGUCUGACCUGCUGAUGAAGAACAUGGUUCAGACUGGGCCAGUUCUGGACAGUAAAGAUUGCCUCCCCCCGGUCUCAAAGCUGGAGUGCCCUCAGGCACACCACACCGACAAUCACAACAAGCUGCUGCUGGUGAACACGGUGCAGAAGGAGCUCAUUGUGUGUGGCAGCGUGCACCAGGGAAUCUGUGAGAAGAGGAGCCUCACAUCCAUCGACCAUGUCCUCUUCCGACCAGAGAGCCCUGGUGACACUCAGUACGUUGCUGCCAAUGAUCCCAAUAUCACCACUGUGGGACUCAUAGCCUACUCAAAGGACGAGGUGCCCUUGCUGUUUGUGGGACGAGGGUACACUAGCCGAGGAGUUGGAGGAGGGAUUCCUCCCAUCACUACCCGAAAUCUCAGGGCCCACGGCGGGGAUGUUCAAGCAACAGAUUCUCACUCCAUUUUCUCCUAUGAAGAAACGGCAAAACUGGCUGUGGGCCGGCUCUCUGAGUACAACCACCAUUUCAUUAAGUCCUUCACUUACCGCUCAAGUGUCUAUUUCCUAUUCUACCGUCGGGACCUCAAGUCUCAAUCACGUGAGUACAAGACCUACAUCUCGCGAAUCUGCCUGGAUGACUCUCAUUAUUACUCGUACGUGGAGUUACCUCUGCUCUGCCAGAGCAAAGCCAAUACGUACAGCCUCCUGCAAGCAGCCUAUGUCACCCAGCCAGGAGAAGGCCUGGCCCAGGGGCAGCUGGACACCGAGGGAGAAGUGCUGUUUGCAGCCUUCUCUGCCUGGCAGGCUUCUUCUGGCAAACUGAGCGAGGAGUCUGCGCUCUGUGUCUACGCAAUGGAGGAGGUGGAUCGCCUGACCAACUGGACUAGGGAUGUUUGCUACAUGAGAGAUGGGAAGUCAGAAGAAGGGACCGAAGUGGCGUAUAUUGAAUACGAUGUCAGUUCCAACUGUGUCCAGCUGCCAGCGGACACCCUGUAUGCAUACCCCUGCGGCUCUGACCACACUCCCAGCCCUAUGGCCAGCCGGGUACCCUUGGAAGCAGCCCCCCUCCUAGAGAAAACAGAGGCCCGUCUGACAGCUGUGGCAGUGAAUGUGGAAGAUGGCCACACCAUUGCUUUUCUGGGAGACAGCAGAGGGAGACUGCACAAGGUGUACUUGGGAGCAAUGGGAGAUGCACAUAUAUAUGCUUCUUUAGCUAUCCAGUUAAAUAGCAUGGUGAGUGGAGACCUGCUGUUUGACUCGCUGCAGGAGCACCUCUUUGUCAUGACCCAGUCAAUGGUGGUGAAGGUUCCCAUACUGGAAUGUUCCCUGUACUUGGACUGUGAAUCCUGCCUGGCGCUGAAAGAUCCCUACUGUGGCUGGUGUGUCCUUCAGGGACGGUGCAGCCGUCGCUCUGAGUGCUUGCGGUCCAGGUUGAGUGAGCAGUGGCUCUGGAGCUUUAACUCUACGCAGCAGUGUCUGUCUGUUCAGUCACUAACUCCAGCCAAUAUCAGCAGAGAGGAAAAGAGAAAUAUAUUCCUGGCUAUCUCGGACUUACCUUCUCUGCGUGAGGAAGAAUUUUACUCGUGUUACUUUGAAGAUUAUGAAAGCCCAGCAGUUCUGACAGAGUCAGGAAUCAUGUGUCCUUCUCCAGAUCCCAGCCAAGCACCAGCUUUGCCAACAGGAGCAGAUCAUGUCACCAUAAAGCUCGUAGUGCGUUUCCAUGACAUCUUCAUUGCUUCUGUGGACUUCUCUUUCUAUGACUGUGCUGCAGUGGCCCUGCUGUGGACAUCAGCACCGUGUCAGAAGUGUGUGAGCAGUCUCUGGGGAUGUAACUGGUGCAUCCAGCAGCACCUCUGCACCCACAAAGCAGCCUGUGAAGAAGGAACCAUUAUUUACAAUGAAAGGGCCCAGAUCCCAACCUCAAGUGUGUUUCCUUCUUCAGCAGCUCCCCUCACCCAGUCCUCUACCACAGCCCCAACUGUGGCCACAAAACCCAUCACUCCCCCGGUGCGUGUGGUACCGAGCACUGUGCCCCCCACAGAGCCCAACCACAUCACGCUCUCCGCAGCCUCAGAUACAACCACUGAGCCUACAGAAACCCUCAGCUAUACAUACUUGACUCUCUCAACCGAAGCAGCCUCUUUCCAGGCCGUCACAGAAUCCCCUCUACCACCGCCAGCAGACAAACCUGCUGUCACUGCGCCAGAGAUGACAACUUCUGCUGCAUCUGUCCUCACCAGCCCAUCCAAAAACGUGGAUCAUGCAGCCUUGCCCACUGAAGGGCCAGCCACCGUCCAGGAGCCACGGCACACCGACCCACCCACCACCCUAGUGGGUAGCCCUCUGCACACAUCUGCAGCAGCAGUAACACCUUCCCCUCAUAUCACCAGUUUCAAGUGGCCUCCGAGUUCUUUUCCUACCACAGAGGCACUGACAUCUGCCAUCCCAUCUCCCCAAACCCCCAGCCAGGUGCCCGGAGGCCCUGAUGACUCUCCCGGAUUGCUGGGAACUGAACUACCUGCUUCAGAGCUCCCACCGUCAGCUCCUCCAGACUGGCUGCUGGAGGAAGGCACGGAGCUCCAGGACACAGAGGACUGGAUGGAUUUGCUGCAGGCUGAGAAUGACACAUCUCCCUUCUCUGCUUCUACUCUUCUGUCGGGUGAUGGCGAUUCUUCGGAGAGGGAUGUCCCUGACUUUCCCAGGAUUCUCCACCCUGGCCUCGACUACCAGUAUGAUGCCCCUGAGUUUUGGGAGGAGAAUGAAGAGCUUAGCUGGGGUCCAGGUGCAUGUCCCUGUGUGCAGGGAAUCCAGGGAUCUUCGCUGUUUCCAGUCAACGUGGCAAGGAAGAUAACCCUGCUGGGAAAGAACUUCCACCUCUAUCAGGACCAGCAGUGGGACUAUGAGUGUGUCCUGAAUUUGGAGGGGAGGACAGUGGUGAUGGAUGCUUAUGUGGAAGGAGAAGAAACAAACCAGUCCAUCUGUUAUAUCACCUGCCAGAUGAACCAGUACAGUUACACAGCGCCUCAACUCGAAUUCAACGCUGUGGUGUUUGUGCAGAGGCGACGACACCUUCGAGUGGACAGUGCUGCAGAUCUUCACGUGACUUUUUACAACUGCUCUGUGGGACACACUGAUUGUAGCCGCUGCCAAACAGCUGACUCAAAGUACAACUGUGUGUGGUGUGGAGGUGACAACCCCAGCUGUAUCUUCAGGGGCUCUUGCAAGGAAGAGAUAGAAGACCUGUGUCCAGCGCCUCUCAUUCACUCUGUGUACCCCCUGUCUGGACCAGUGGAAGGUGGCACUAGAAUCACCAUCACUGGCUCAAACCUCGGGCAGAAACAUCAAGACAUUGCAGAAACUGUCACUGUUGCAGGAAUUCCCUGUGCCGUAGAUGCUCAAGAGUAUGAGAUCUCUAGCAGUAUCGUGUGCGUCACUGGCGGGAGCUGGACAGAGAGAUUUGGGCACAUUGUGGUGGAAGUGCCUGGAGGAGGACGUGGAGUUUCUGGGCAUAUUUUCACCUAUCAGAAUCCAGAGCUGAAAUCCAUUGUUCCAACUCAGGGGCCUAAAGCAGGAGGAACCUGCCUUACCCUUCUGGGCUCAAAGCUGCUGACUGGGCAUCCUAGUGAGAUCAGUGUCCUGCUUGGAGACCUCCCUUGCCACAUCCUCUCUGAGAUGACGGAGGAUCAGUUGGCAUGCCAGACGAGCCCCAGCAAUGUGUCCGCAGAACUCCCAGUCACUAUCAAAUAUGGGGACCAAGAGCGGAGACUGGAAGGAUCCCUCUUCAGAUAUACUCUGGAUCCCAACAUCACUUUUGCAGAGCCGCCUAAAAGCUUCCUCAGUGGCGGGAGAGUGCUCAGAGUUCAUGGAUACAACUUGGAUGUUGUACAGAAACCAAAGAUCCGAGUUACAGUUUCUCCAUCUGAACGCCGGCGCCGAGGACUGGGACGAUGGCGCAGAAUCAUCCCAGACACAGAGUGCCCUGAGGAUGCUCUGUGCAGCGUCCAGCAGUUUGAAGAACCGUGUCUUGUUAACUCCUCCUACCUGAUCUUGUGCAAAACUCCAGCCAUUAACCUGCUGUUGCGGAGCGUCCAUAUCAAACUGGAAUUUAUUCUGGAUAAUCUGAGCUUUGAUUUCAACUCAUUGCAUCCCAUGCCCUUCUCUUAUGAAGUCAACCCCAUCCUAAAACCCUUGAAUGCUGAAGAUCCUGCCAAACCAUAUCGUCACAAGCCAGGAAGCGUCAUCUCUGUGGAGGGGGAAAAUCUAGAUCUGGCUAUUUCCAAGGAUGAAGUUAUGGCUAUGAUUGGGGAAGGAAUCUGUGUGGUGAAGACACUAACAAGGAAUCAUCUCUACUGUGAGCCUCCCUCUGAGCAGCCAGCUCCACGGCACCGCACGAAGCGGGAGGGCACAGACUUGCUCCCAGAGUUCACGGUACAGAUGGGAAACCUGAACUUCCUCCUGGGCCGAGUGCAGUAUGACACAGAAAGCCAGCUCACCUUCCCGCUGGAGGCACAGAUUGGUUUGGGUGUUGGUGCAUCCUUCGUGGCACUGAUUGUUCUGAUCAUCGUCUUCAUAUACAGGAGGAAGAGCAAACAGGCUCUCAGGGAUUACAAGAAAGUUCAAAUCCAGCUGGAAAAUCUGGAAACAAGUGUUCGGGACAGAUGCAAAAAGGAAUUCACAGACCUGAUGACUGAGAUGAUGGACCUCACAAGUGACCUUGUGGGCACAGGAAUCCCCUUCUUGGACUACAAGUCCUAUGCAGAGCGCAUUUUCUUCCCGGGCCACCGUGAGUCACCACUGCAAAGGGACCUGGACAUCCCUGAGUGUCGGCGGCAAACCGUGGAGCAGGGCUUGGUCCAGCUCUCCAACCUGCUCAACAGCAAGCUCUUCCUCACCAAGUUCAUCCACACUCUGGAAAUCCAGCGCACCUUCUCUCCGAGAGACCGGGCCUAUGUGGCCUCAUUGCUCACUGUCUCGCUGCAUGGGAAGCUGGAGUACUUCACUGACAUCCUCAAAACACUCCUGAAUGACCUUGUGGAGCAGUAUGUGGCCAAGAACCCCAAGCUGAUGCUGCGGAGGACAGAAACAGUGGUGGAGAAGCUGUUAACCAACUGGAUGUCCAUCUGCCUGUAUGCGUUUGUGAGGGACUCUGUUGGGGAACCACUUUACAUGCUGUUUCGAGGAAUCAAGCACCAGGUGGACAAAGGGCCAGUUGACUGGGUGACAGGGAAGGCCAAAUACACCCUAAAUGACAACCGCCUUUUGAGAGAGGACCUGGAGUACCGGACUCUGACCUUAAACGCUUUGACGCAAGCAGGAGUUGCUGCAGGAGGGGCAGAGGACUCCCAAGGGAUUUCUGCGAAAGUGCUAGACUGUGACACUAUAACACAGGUGAAGGAGAAAAUCCUAGAUCAGAUCUAUAAAGGGACGCCAUACUGUCACCGACCAGACCCAGACACCCUGGACCUCGAGUGGAGAUCAGGGCUGGCAGGUCAUCUGAUCCUGUCCGAUGAGGAUGUGACAUCUGUUGUUCAAGGAACUUGGAAACGCCUGAACACUCUUCAACAUUACAAGGUGCCCGAUGGAGCAACAGUAGCACUGGUCCCACGCCUGACCAAGCACAUCCAUAGGGAGAAUCAGGAUUACAUCCCAGGAGAGAAAACGCCAAUGCUGGAGGAUGCAGAUGAAGGUGGGAUCAAACUUUGGCACCUGGUAAAACCGACAGAAGAGCCAGAGCUUCCCAAGCAUCGGCGUGGGAGCUUAAGAGAUCGGGAGCGAGCCAAGGCAAUCCCGGAGAUCUAUCUGACACGUCUACUCUCAAUGAAGGGCACUCUGCAGAAGUUUGUGGAUGACUUGUUCCAGGUGAUCCUCAGUACCAACCGCCCUGUCCCUCUGGCAGUCAAAUACUUCUUUGACCUGUUGGAUGAGCAGGCAAUACACUACGGGAUCGCAGACCCUGAGACCAUCCAUAUCUGGAAGACAAACAGCCUGCCCCUGCGGUUCUGGAUCAACAUCAUCAAGAACCCCCAGUUUGUUUUUGAUGUGCAGACGUCGGAUAACGUAGAUGCUGUGCUCCUGGUCAUUGCGCAGACCUUCAUGGACUCCUGUACAAUAGCUGACCAUAAGUUAGGACGGGACUCUCCGAUCAAUAAGCUGCUCUAUGCCCGGGACAUUCCUCGCUACAAGCAGAUGGUGGAAAGGUAUUAUGCGGACAUUCGUCAGACCAUCUCUGCCAGUGACCAGGAGAUGAACUCUGCCCUGGCUGAGCUAUCACGGAAUUACUCAGGUGACCUCAAUUCCCUGGUGGCUCUACAUGAAUUGUACAAAUACAUCAAUAAGUACUAUGACCAGAUCAUUACCGCCUUGGAAGAAGACCCAACGGCACAGAAGAUGCAGCUCGGAUAUAGACUACAACAGAUCGCAGCAGCUGUGGAGAAUAAAGUCACAGAUUUGUGACAGGCGCAGACAGACUGCUCUCCCCUGGCUGAGCGGGGACAGUGCUCGUCCUAACUGUACACAGGGUGUCCUGCUGCCAUUGGAACCAGGCUCUCCAAGGAACCCGCGGGUGACAUGAACAGGGAUGGCCAAGGCAGUACAAAGUACAAGCGUCCUUGCAUCUCAGAGAAUAUUUUUUUACAGUUUUUUCUUUUUAAAAGCAAAACAAAACA